Molecule: messenger RNA, 780 nt
Organism: Lemur catta (Ring-tailed lemur)
Lineage: Eukaryota; Metazoa; Chordata; Mammalia; Primates; Lemuridae
Product: cerebellar degeneration-related antigen 1-like
Source: RefSeq, a predicted model, not a curated record
AUGUUGGAAGACGUGAAGAUGCUGGAAGAUGCAGAGAUGUUGGAAGACACAAAAAUGGUGGAAGACGUGGAGAUACUGGAAGACGAACAGAUGCUGGAAGCCCUGGAGAUGCUGGAAGACCUGGAGUUGGAAGACAUAGAUUUUCUGGAAGACAUGGCCAUGUUGGAAGAAGUUGAUUUUCUGGAAGACGUGGCUUUGGUGGAAGACGUGGAUUUUCUGGAAGACAAAGCUUUGUUGGAAGACGUACCUUUGUUGGAAGACAUAGGUAGGCUGGAAGACAUAAAUUUGAUGGAAGACAUGGCUUUGUUGGAAGACGUGGAUUUGCUGGAAGAUGUGGAUUUCCCGGAAGCUAUGGAUUUGAUGGAAGACUUAGAUUUUCUGGAAGACGUGGAUAGGCUGGAAGACCUGAGAUCAUUGGAAGACGUAGAUUUUCUGGAAGACAUGGCUUUUUUGGAAGACAUGGAUUUUCAGGAAGACUCAAAUUGUCCAGAAGACCUGGAUUGUUUGGAAGAGGUGGAUUUUCUGGAAGACUGGGAAACUUGGAGGUUAUUGGAAGACAUGACUUUUCUGGAAGACAUGGCUUUAUUAGAAGACCUGGAUUUAGUGGAAGACACAGAUUUUGUCUGGAAGACCUGGAUGGACUGGAAGAUGAUUUGGUGGAAGACAGAUUGCUGGAAGACCAAGAUUUUCUUGGAAGACCUGGAUUUGGUGGAAGAUGUAGAUUUUUCUGGAAGACAUGGACUGACUGGAAGACCUGGAUUUCUUCCUGGAAGACAUUGA